Messenger RNA from Leopardus geoffroyi (Geoffroy's cat), 3025 nucleotides. It is a transcript of the gene CCDC142, whose product is annotated as coiled-coil domain containing 142. The coding region runs from base 1 to 2418 and encodes 805 amino acids. Lineage: Eukaryota; Metazoa; Chordata; Mammalia; Carnivora; Felidae. The record is from RefSeq and is a predicted model, not a curated record. The transcript has 8 exons.
AUGGCCCAGGGGUCUCGCUCCGGUGGCUUUCUGCCUCCGCUCGCCACCGUGCCGCCGUUUUGGUCACAACCAGAAGGCGCUGUGGAAGAGCAGUGGGAGAGAAGGCAGGCGGGCGCUCUCGGCGGGGACUUUCGUGGCUGGCCGCGGCUGCCGGUUGCCGGGAGCAUUCCCUGCCUGAACCCACGGCCCGGCGGAGCUCGGGGAGCGCAGCCGUGGUGGGCUGCGCCGGCGCCAGCAGACGCAGGAGAGCACCGCGAGGCGGGCGCUGCAGACUGGUGGCAGGAGCCGGCAGCCGGCCGCCCCAUUCCUCCCGCGCUGCAGCGUCUUCGGGCCGUGUUGCUGCGGCUGCAUCGUGAGCGGGAGCAGCUCCUUCAAGCCCGGGACUGCGCCUGCCACCUACAGACGGCCGUGCGCCUCCUGAGGAUCCUGAGUCCCAGCACGACGGCCCUUGGCCCCGGCCCCUUGCCUCAGCUGUGCCGCGACCUGCUGCUGCCUUCCCGUGGGGCUGUCCUGCGAAGCGGCCUACGGGAGACUCCGGAGCCGCUACUCCUGGCGCGUCCCGUUGGACUGGCCGCUCAGCGCCUGGAUGCUGCCAUCGAGAUGCAGCUUCGGGCUCUGGGUCGGGAGCCUGCCAGCCCGGGCUUGUCGUCCCAACUUGCUGACGUGCUCUUGGCACUUCCCGCCUACCACCAGCUGAUGGGAAAAGCCUUGAGCCAAAUUCCGGGGGCAGCGCGCCCUUUCCCACCCCUCCGUGUGCUCCACCUCCUGACGGGGGAGCGGGGUUGCCAGGUGGCUGGUCAGCUAGAUGAGGCGCUCAGGGGGUCGGGCUUGCGGGACCACCUCCGAAGUUGGUGCCAGGAGGAGCGGGAGCUGCUGCCCGGGCUGCUGGGGCUGCUGGGGGGUGUGAGUGAUUCAGCCAACAGUGGACUGGGGCUUGGAGGGGCUGGAGCCCUGUGGAGCCAGUACUGGACCCUGCUAUGGGCAGCUUGUGCUCAGAGUCUGGACCUAAGUCUAGGACCCUGGAGGGACCACAGGGCAGCCGCACAACAACUGAGUCAGGCACUGGGUCAGGCAUCCCUGCCUCAGGAGUGUGAGAAGGAGCUGGCUUCUUUGUGUCGCAACCUAUUUCAUCAGUCCCUUAUCUGGAAUUGGGACCAAGGCUUCUGCCAGGCCUUGGGAUCUGCUGGUGAAGAUCAGAGCAGCCGUCCCCCAUCCUCUCAUACCACUGAACUUUUGCAACAGCUUUUCCCUCCUCUCUUGGAUGCCCUUCAACAACCCAGGUCAGGGCUGCUCCUCUGUCAGCCUCCAGGUGAGACAAAGUACUGGGGAUGGAGGAACAGAACAGUUGAAGAUCCUGCACCCCUUGCUUUAGGGCUCUGUACCCUGCAGACCACCUUGCUCUGGUUUUUGGGUAGAACUCAGCAGCAUCUGGCAGCAUGGGCCCCAGAUUCUUUCCUGCUUCUGAUCCAGAAGGACUUACCUGUGAGUAGCUGGGGAGUGGGCAGGAGAGGAGCCUGGGCUGGGCUGAAAUCUCACUUCCCAUUUCUGCCAAAGCCUCUAUUGCUUGAGGCGGCAGCUCUGUCUAGACUGGCCUCAGAAGAAAGUUUGUCCCUGGAGGUGGAGCAGCAGCUGGGCCUGGAGAUCCAGAAGCUAACUGCACAGAUCCAGCUCCUGCCUGAAGAGUCACUAAGUCUCUUUUUUCAAGAAUGUCAUAAACAAGCCACACAGGGCUUCGAACUCUACAUGCCACGGGGCCGGUACUGGCGGCAUCGUCUCUCUCCUGAACUGCCCAGCAUUCCCAGUGAGUAUGCUGGGUUGGUGGUUCGCACUGUACUGGAGCCUGUGCUGCAAGGAUUGCAGGGAUUGCCGCCCCAAGCCCAGGCCCCUGCCCUUGGCCAAGCACUGACAGCCAUCCUGGGUGCCUGGCUUGACCACAUCCUCAGGCACGGGAUCCGGUUCAGCCUGCAGGGGGCGCUGCAGCUCAGACAAGACUUUGGAGUGGUCCGGGAGUUGCUGGAGGAGGAGCAGUGGGGCCUGUCGCCAGAACUUCGCCAGUCUCUGCUCACACUCAACAUCUUCCAGAGGCUGGAUGGGGCCCUGCUGUGUCUAUUCCAGCAGCCCCUGCCCAAGCCUGAAGUCCACAGGAGGCCUCCCUGUUGCUGUAUAUGCAAUGAGGUCCAGACCAUGGAAUUGCCCAGCAGCAGCCUCAACAGCUUGGAGAACUUGGAGCCCCCUCUUCGGCCUGGAGCACCCCCAGCCCAGACAGCUCAGCUGCUAAGCACACUAUGGGGAGGGGGACCUAGCCCAGAGGCUUACCUGGUGGGAAAUCAGCAGGCCUGGCUUGCCCUGAGGCAGCACCAGCGCCCCCGUUGGCACUUGCCUUUUCUUUCAUGCCUGGGGACCAGUCCCGAAUCCUAAGGAACCUGGGAUGCCGAGGCAAAAAUUCAGAGCUCCCCAUCUCUGGCUGGAAAAGCUCAGCCAUUUAGAAGUGCAUGUUAAAGAAGCCUACAUUGGGAGCCUGAAAGAAAGGAUACCUGAGAACCACAAGCUACAAAGAACCUGGACUUAGAAGCUAAGAAUCUAAGAUCACUCCAGUGCCUGGAGUCCAGAGUAAAGGGCCAAACCACCACAGCUUGGAACCUGGAGGUCAGCAUCCUUGGGAGGCUCAGGCCUAGUUCCCCAACAGUGAAGACAUCUCAGGGCUAGGCCCUAGAAGAAGGGCUAUGGAGUUGGGUCCCUGGGGAAAGGGAAAGAGAAAAAGUGAUAGAAAGCAGAAAGCCUAGAUGCCACUUCCUCUUAAGUCCCAGGAGCCAGGCUAAACACACAAUUCAUCAGGAACCACAGAGGUGGAAUAGGCAUUUCUACAUUUGGAUCAGUCCCAAGGGUUGUAUUACCCUAUACUCCCUGUCUUACUAUUCAAAAAAAAAAUUUUUUUUAAUGUUUAAUGUUAAAAUUUUUUUUAAUGAGAGCUACCUAUGAAAACAAGCAGGGGUGGGGCAGAAAGAGAGGGAGACACAGAAUCCGA